This is a messenger RNA of Yamadazyma jaroonii, 1014 nucleotides long. Lineage: Eukaryota; Fungi; Ascomycota; Pichiomycetes; Serinales; Debaryomycetaceae. The record is from the annotation of a GenBank genome assembly.
AUGACUAGAGACUAUGCUGUGUUGGAAGAAGUAAAAGCCACACCACAAGAGAUACUAAAUUGCAGUUAUUCUAAAUGGUACCCAGUAUUCAAAGAGCAUACAGCAUCAUCUAUGAUAAUUCCUUUACCUCAAGAGUUUAUACAUUAUUUGUCAUCGGAAAGUAUUCAUCUUCCAGAACCACCUAGAGACGUACAAGGAACCAUAGAAGAGAUAUCAGAGGAAGACAGUGAAAGUGAUAGUGACGAUGAUGAUGAUGAGUGGGAAACAGAACUUAGAGUUGAUCCAACUAAGGAAUUCCCCAUGAUUAAUGAAUUCAUCACCAAAGCUUUGGAUAAAUAUACUUACGUAACACCGAAAUUGAAUUGGAGUGCUCCCAAAGAUGCUUCAUGGAUCAUGAUUGACAACACAUUGAAAUGUAGGAAUACCAACGAUAUUUACCUAUUACUUAAAUCAUCCGAUCAUAUCACUCAUGAUUUAGACCACCCGUUUGACGAGAGCUCAGAAAUUGAAAAUCCUCCAGUGGAAUAUGAAUUAGUGUUGAGGAAGUGGAAGGAGAUCAAUCCCUCGUUAGAAUUCAGAGUAUUCGUAAGAAACGGAGUCAUCGUUGGAAAAUCUCAAAGAGAUUUGAAUUACUAUGAUUUCCUCAAGAAUCUUAUUGAAGAAGAAAAAAUAAAUGACAUUAUCAAUGAGUUUAUUAAUUAUGAAGUCAUACCGAAAUUCAAUAAUCGUAGUUUUAUCAUUGAUAUUUAUGUUCCGAGACCAUAUAAAAAGAUAAGAAUUAUCGACAUCAACGCUUUCACCAGGGUCACUGAUUCUAUAUUAUACACUUGGCCAGAAUUAAUUAAUGAUCAAGAAGACAACAUAAGGCUUAUCACCGAAACUAAUAUCGGAAGAUUCAGAACAAAGGCUUAUAGUGAAAGUCAAGUUCCUUUGGAUGUUGUUAAUGCAUCAGCGGAUCCAGGAGCAUUGGCUGAACUUGCAAAAGAAUGGCAGAUUAAUGAAAGGAAAGAUUAG